Mizuhopecten yessoensis (Yesso scallop) is the source of this 2327-nucleotide messenger RNA. RefSeq lists its product as uncharacterized. The coding region runs from base 89 to 1684 and encodes 531 amino acids. NCBI's taxonomy places the organism in Eukaryota, Metazoa, Mollusca, Bivalvia, Pectinida, Pectinidae. The transcript has 7 exons. The record is from RefSeq and is a predicted model, not a curated record.
GUGGUCAGUUCGGAGCAAAUAGCUCAACCAAUAACACAGAUACAGGAUUACUUCUACAGAAGAUCAGGAAAAGACAAGGUUCACCAAGAUGAUUACGUUAAUUUUAGGGUUCACCUUACUUGGGUUAGGUUCAGCUCAACAAGGUCAGCAGUUCCCAGCUGGGCAACAAUUUCAACCAGGUCAACAGUUACGACCUGGACAACAAUUUCAACCAGGGCAGCAAUUUCAGCCAGGACAAGUUCAACCAGGGCAACAAUUUCAGCCCGGGCAAGUUCAACCAGGGCAACAAUUUCAGCCCGGACAAGCUCAACCAGGGCAACAAUUUCAGCCGGGGCAAGCUCAACAAGGGCAACAAUUUCAGCCCGGGCAAGUUCAACCUGGGCAACAAUUUCAGCCGGGACAAGCUCAACCGGGGCAACAAUUUCAACCAGGACAAGUUCAACCAGGAACACAGACUCAAUCCGGUCAACAGCCGGGACAGGCUCAACCUGGUCAACAAGUGCCGGGACAGGCUCAGCCUGGUCAACAGGUGCCGGGACAGGCUCAGCCUGGUCAACAAUUCCAGCCAGGGCAAAUUCAACCCGGUCAAACAACAGAUCCAAACGGUCAACCAGCCACAAGUUCUGGUAAUGGUGUCCCUCAACCAGGACAGUGUAUACAACAAGUACAGCAGAUUAGCGUGAACUGCUUUAUGAAACAGGGAAUCCAGAUACAGCUCGCCGACGCCAUCAUCACCAAUGGAACGAUGGUCCAGUUGCCCCCGAAUGCCAACUUAGGAGAACUUCGGAACGCUCUUUGCGCGGUUAGAACCGAUCUUAUACAGUGUAUCAUUCCGCCGACCUUGACCAUGAGGGACAAAGGAGCGUGUGUCGACAAAAGAGAGUUCAACUUCGCGGAAGGACAAAUAGUGAACCGUAUCAACGCACUACAGUCUGUUUGUGGAGCAGGUAAUCUGUCGCCAGCAAGCGAAUGUAUCAAAACCCUAAAACCAGACAUGCAGGAUUGUCACAACAAAGUCGGUUUUGAGAAAACAAUGUUUGUCAGCAACUCCUCUGCAGUUAAAGGAGCGCUGAUUGGACGAGACAAACCAUCUGCCGUGAAAUUCUGCGCGUCCCGCCUUGAGCUGUACGAGUGUAUGAGGGGUGUAAUUGACGCAUGCCCGGGGGCUCGGGAGUACAUGUUACUGACCGGCUACGACCACGACUCAAUGGAGAAGAGCAUCGAGGUCCUGUGCCAAGAUAUUGAUGUUUACGUGAACGGGCUAUCCUGCUUCCAAGAACCCCCGCCGUCCGUCAUUGGCUGUUUCGAUAGUAUGAUGUCCAAGAUGAUCGAGCUAACAGCCCAGGAGAUUGAAAAUGCUGUCGACAAAGACAAAUAUUUCAAAGAAUACUGCAAAGUACGAGUAGAACAUCUUCAGUGUGACAUGAAGGGAUGGAAGGACAAAUGCCCAGCCGAUAGCGUCGGACUCAAGAACGAACAUGAAUGUACAUUACUUCCAGCUCGUUGUCAAAAGGACGCUUCACUCAACCAACAGCUAGGAAGCGUAUGUAAGACCUCGAACUUUGAGCGAAAGUUACGUCAAUUGCAAGCCGGCCAAGGAGAAAACUCAGCUGGAACCGUUUACAGUUCAUUUGUUGGAACAGCCAUAGGUUUAUUCUUCGCAGUUAUUCUUAGUGCUUUAUAACAUGAAAUCAUGAUUUUUUUUGUAAAUGUUUAAGCUUUAUAAUAGAAAUAUAUGUUAGUAAUUUGUUUGUAUAUAAAUGUAGAAAAUCAACACAGUACUGGAUUAUGUAUAAAUUAAGUUGUCCUCUAUAAGAACGUGGUACAUAGUGUAAUACAAAACAAAUACAAAGUUUACUUACGCUAUGGUAUGUUAAACUUUGAUUGUUAGUUGUCUAGUCCCUUAGAUAUCGUUAUAAAGAAUUACAUACACGACAUCUAUCUGUGUGUGUAGGCCGUUGUACCGAUGAGAUGUAGAUACCGUGUAUUGUGUAUCGUUUAGUUACUUUUUUUUAAUCAUACUUCGAUAUUUACAUUAAAAGCGUCAUUGAUGUACAUUUGACGUAAUUGGACCACUAGAUAUAUUUCCGGCAACGAUUUAUUUUUAUUUUGAUGUCUUUUAUGAGACAUGGAAAAGUACUGAAGCACUAUUUCUAAAUGUCAAAGUUUUACUUUAUACAAAAAUAAUGUAUAUAAACAUGUCACGGCGUUAGCUAUUUCUAGUUUUAUAGAAUCAAUGUUCAAUUGUAUUACGUUGUGUUUCAUUUAUGUAAGUUGUAUAUUGAUCAUUCAUUGUAUUUGUACUUCAGAAAUGACAAAUAAAAACA